Hemibagrus wyckioides is the source of this 2951-nucleotide messenger RNA. RefSeq names its product transmembrane protein 240b (gene tmem240b). The transcript is spliced from 4 exons. The record is from RefSeq and is a predicted model, not a curated record. Lineage: Eukaryota; Metazoa; Chordata; Actinopteri; Siluriformes; Bagridae. The coding region runs from base 1660 to 2109 and encodes 149 amino acids.
UGUCCGGUUUGUUCAGUUACAGCUAUAAUUCGCUGGUGAAUUGAAAGCAUAAUGUUGUGUAACACGUCGGUGUUUAUCUGAGUGGUCUUAAGUCUUUCUUUCUUACCUCGUCACCUCAUUAUCUGGGACAACAUGACCACAGAUGAGGUGGUCACUGACUGCUAAAGUCAAAUGUAAAUGCAUUGUUUAAUGAGACAAGCCAGUGUCUUUAAUUAUUCACCUGGCCGCUUCACCUCUCAUCUGAACGGUAGUGUGAGUAUCACAUGUUUUACACAAAGUCCACGAUUAUUCCCAGUGAUUCAUAAAAAAAAUGGUCUUCAUGUAGGAGAUAUUUUUUGACAGGGCUUAAGUAAUUAGCACACUCUCCUACUAACUAGUACUCCAAAAAUAGUACUCUACUUAGACUCGUAACUAGGGUAACGCUAGACCUGGUCUCGUGCUGCACGCGCGUGCUGUAUAGUAUGGCAGUUUACAGUGCACUUGAAUAGUUGAUUAGUUGUGGAUUAAACAACAUUUAACACGCUGAACUUUCCGUCAGGUCAUUUCUAUUCGCAUUAAUGCCUUAAAUUUGCUGAUUGAACAAACACUUUAAUAAAGUUUAAACACUUUAAAAAGUAACUCACUUUAGUUGAGUUUUCGAGUUCAGAAACCCGCCUCGCGCACUGACCGUUAAAAUUUAAACUCCUGAGGGGAGAUAAGCACGCUGAGGUGAGUUAGCGUAGUUUAUUAUUAUUAUUAUUAUUAUUAUUAUUGUUGUUGUUGUUGUUGUUGUUGUUGUUGUUGUUACGCACUGGAGUAUUGUUCACCUAGAGUUGUUUGGGGUAUAUAUAUAUAUUCCUUUACAGAAAUUCAGUAUAUUUUACUACAUGUUUCUUUACCAAACUUUAUUUUAAGUUGAAACUCUAUGGUCAGGAUUUUACCAAUAUAUAGAAGUGUGUGAUUAAUAUUUGUUAAACCACAUCAGCAAUAUUUUACUGUAACGCUUUAUACUAAUUAUUAUGUAUUAUUAUGAAAUCAGUGAGAUUAUGAUGCAGGCUGUGAUUUAUUAUGAUUGAUAUAACUUACAUUCUGUUUUGUGAGGCAAUAGUCACAUAAGUGAAUAAUAUUUACAUAUUUUGAAAGCAUCUUGAAUCACGUUGAUCUGCAGUUCAGUCAUGGACACUUAAACGUCUGAGAAGUUUAGCUAGCUCUGGUCAGAAAAAGGAAAAACCGGCACAUUUUAUCAUCCUGAGCUUCAACAUUCAGUGUGUCUUUUCCAUUUCUAUUUAUUAAUCUAUAUGAGGUUAAUACGGACCUGGCAAACUUCAGACGAACCCACGGCGCGUGACCGAUCCGGGGGGUGUAGUGAAGUCCAUCUUGUGGUCCGUUAGCGUCAGGACUCGUCUGUGUCCAGCGAGGGGUUUAUCGUGACUGAUGUCCCGUUUGUGUCCCGUGUCAUGUUGUCUGAUAUUCACAUUUUAAUAAAAACACAGCUUCAAUAUGUAUUAAUUAGCACACCAGUAUUGGACCUGAGUGAUGUUUACUUCAUAACCUUCUCCUACACGUGGCAUUUCCAGUGAAAUAAUCAUGUGUUUAUCACGUGGAGAGCUCGGACAAGACGCUGCUGUUCCUACACGUGGGAUUGGGACGUCGAUUUAGGUGAUAGCGCGCUGUGUGGACAUGAACGCGCUGCUCGAUCGCUUCCACAACUACAUCCUUCCCCAUGUGCGAGGGCCGGAGCGGGUGUGUCACUGCACCUGUGGCAGACACCGGGUGCAGUACGUCAUCCCGUACGAGGGUUCAAGCUCGCCGGAUCGGGACCUUCCAGCAGGGGGCAGCAGUGUGACUAAGCAGGAGGUGGACCUGGUUCUUGGGCUGCUGCUGGGCUUCUGUAUCAGCUGGGUUCUGCUCUGGCUGGACAGGACCCUGCACCGGGUUCUGCUGGCUUGGAGAACCCACCCACAGAAAGACGUGUGGAGGUCGUGGAAGUGGGUGACGAGAAUGUGUAACGUCCAGGAGCUCCGCAGGCGGCUGCAGCAGCGCAGGAACAACAGCGGAGGGGAUAACAACGUGGUACACGUCAAACACAAACACUACCACAACGGGCACCUGAGCCCACGCAGACUCUAAUUUACUUACACACACACACACACACUCGGUAGUGGACAUCUGGUCCUAGAAAGACUUUAACAAUGGUCUCAAAGCAGCUCUCUCUCUCUCUCUCACACACACACACACACACACUAAUUGAUGCUUCCCCUGAACUCACACUGACCUGUUUCUCCAAGGAUGUGACUGUAUUUAGUGCACAGCAGGACUGAAGUCACUGGACUUUGUGUUUUUUUUAUAAAUGUGUCCACGAAGGUCCCACGCAGGGAUCGGACCCGACUUGCACUUUCUUUCCUGCCUGAGGUAUUCCAUUUUUUGAUGAUUAGACAUUUAUUUUGCUUGCCGAUUGCUUGUUUUUACGAGUUUUUGUGCGGACGUGCUAGUUUUGUACAGUGCCCGGGGUCAACAUACGGACAUUACAUAUGCAUUUGCAUUUUUUAGGGGCUGAUUUUUUUGUGUAUCAGGGAUAAGUUUUUGUGUCUAUUUUAGAGGAAAAAAAAACAGCAUGCCCACACAACUUUAGUACUGUGGUGCAGUUUUAUUUGUAAUGUGGGGUGUGUGGGGGCAGGGUGGGGGGUAUAUUUUUGUGCAUCAGCAUGGGCGGGGUAGAUCUGUGGCUGUAAAUGGAUUUGUGGUAUAUGGACACGGAGACAGACGUCUAACGAGUCCCGUUUGUAUUUUUUAGUAAAAGUUUGUGGUGUUGUGGGAUAAUAAUAAUGUCUGCAUCUUCAGCGCUGUUAAAGGAUGACACUAGUGUAAGCUGUGGGGAGCGAGGACACUCUCCUCCUCCUCCUCUUCCUCUUCAAACGUUCUUGUGCAGAUGUAUGUGCGUGUUCGAUUAAACGGCGAAGUCAAACUGUGAA